Messenger RNA from Camelina sativa (false flax), 2577 nucleotides. RefSeq lists its product as uncharacterized. The record is from RefSeq and is a predicted model, not a curated record. NCBI's taxonomy places the organism in Eukaryota, Viridiplantae, Streptophyta, Magnoliopsida, Brassicales, Brassicaceae.
CUUUCACCGGCCGAUUUAAAAAUCACCCAUUAAACACGGACCUGCUAAAAUCUCUUCUCACCUCCUUUUCACAUCUCAGUCUCAUCAUCGCCGGAGACCAAAAAAAAAAAAAAGAUGUCGGAAGAGUUCGCAAUUCGAGUAGAGCAAGGUCUCAAGCUUUCAAGAAGGAUAUACUACGGCAAAGGCAUCACUCCUCCUUUAGUACCGGCGGAUCCUCCUUCAUCGCCGGAUAAUUUUCUCCCGACGGCGAUUACGGCUUACGCUUCUAUCACAGAUCCGGUGGCUGUUGAUAACCCCGAAGUUCCUAGUUACCAGCCGUACGUUCACGCACGGUGCGAUCCUUCGGCGCUAGUGCCGCUUCAGAUGCUUGGAGUUGAGAUGAGAGUAGACUGCUGGCUCGACACGGCGUUUGUCAGUAUCUCUGGACGGUGGCGAGUUCACUGCGUUAUGCCUAGCAAACGCUUUGACUGCUGUGUCGGUGUUCCCAUGGGUGAAAAGGGCUCACUUCUAGGUGCUGAGAUUGAUGUUUUGAGCAAUGAGAAAUCUUACAAGACCAAACUAGUUACAGAGGAUGAAACUUCUGACUUUGAAAACGUUCAUAAAGACAAAGAUUCACGUUUCUUCAAGUCUCAUAUAUAUACUUUCAAGAUCCCACAUGUUGAUGGAGGAUCAAUCUUUACGGUUAAUGUGAAUUGGUCUCAGAAAUUGAUUUACAGAGACGGCAAGUUUCAUCUAAAUGUGCCUUUUAGAUUCCCUGCUUAUGUGGUUCCUGUAGGCAAAGAGAUUAUUAAACGAGAAAAGAUUGAGUUGAACAUGAACUCUUGUGUUAUUGGCGGCGAAAUAGCUUGUAAUUAUACAAGCCAUCCUUUAAAGGUGACUCAUCGUGAAGCUGGUAAAUUAAGUUGUGAGUAUGAAGCUGAAGUAUCAUCUUGGUCAAGGACUGAUUUUAGUGUUUCAUUCAAUGUUUCGUCUGGUGAUCUGACUGGUAAUGUUUUGGUUAAGUCUCCAUCUCCAUGGGAUUCAGAUGAUAGAGGAAUGUUCUGUUUGUACCUUUUCCCUGGAACCACCAAACAUAAGCAGCUUUUCAAACGAAGAGUUGUGUUUGUGAUUGACAUAAGUGCAAGCAUGAAAUGGAAGCCACUAGAGGAUGUGAAGAAAGCUUUGUUAGAGUGUUUGGCUAAGCUACAAGCUGAAGAUGUUUUCAACAUAAUCGCCUUCAACGAUGACAUUAUGGAGUUCUCAACUUCGAUGGAGUUUGCAACAGAUGAUACUAUCUCUGCUGUGACUGAAUGGCUUGAUAGUAAUUUGAUUGCAAAUGGUGGAACAAACAUGUUACUUCCCCUCAAACAGGCUAUGAAACUGCUUGAAGGAAGCAAUAUUGGAGUUCCUCUUGUAUAUCUUGUCACUGAUGGAUCUGUUGAAAACGAGAGAGAGAUAUGUAAUGAUAUGAAAGAAUGUUGUAGCAGAAAAGGGAAAUCGAUUUCUCCUCGGAUAUCUACCUUUGGCAUUGGUUCGUUUUGCAACCAUUACUUCUUGCGAAUGCUAGCACGGAUAGGGAAUGGUUACUAUGAUGGCACGAACAACACAGAUUCAUUUGAGCAUCAGAUGAGUAGACUAUUUGAUAUAGCUUCUUCAACGAUCGUAGCCAAUACCACUUUUGAUGCUCUCAAACUCCUCCGCUCAGUCGAGUUGUUUCCUUCUCAGGUUCCAGACAUUACGCUCGGUGAUCCGUUGAUCUUGUCUGGAAGAUACAAAGGAGAGUUUCCAGAUGAAAUUGAACUCAGAGGCACACUGGCUGAUUUGAGCUGUUUCACAAUAGAGUUAACAGUGCAGAAGGCUAAAGACAUUCCUCUAGACAAGGUUCUUGCAAGGAGACAAAUCGAUGAACUCACUGCUCGAGCUUGGUUCGAAGACAAGAAAGAGCUACAAGAGAAGGUCAUGAGAUUGAGUAUACAAACAGGGGCUCCUAGCGAGUACACACAAAUGGUUUUAUCACUCCAGCAAGACGACGAAGAGAAGACAAUGGCAAGACCAGUUUCAAUCAAAGAGAUUCUAAGAAACCCGCCGUACCAAAUCCACAAGCAGAUGCAGAGGAACAACAGCUUUCGAACGAGUUUGCUUGGGAAGCAAGGGUAUGGGUUCGGUAACAUUGUGGCAACGUUAAAGAACGUGCCACCGUGGAUGGAGGAGCCUAAGGAGGCGGAUGGAGCGGAACUUCUGAUAAGAGCGGCGUCAGGAGUGGUGGAUCGAGUUUGCUGUAUGUGUUGCUUGCAGUGCAUGUCUAGGGUGAGCGAUCAGUGCACCGUAGUCUUCUCUCAGAUAUGUGCAGCAUUGGCUUGUUUCCAGUGCAUUGGUUGCUGUUUCGAAGUCUGUGGCUGUCUUGACCUCUAAUAAAUCAGGAGGACAAUGUCAAAAUCAAAAACUAAAGAAAGAAUGUAAAUUCAAUUAAUGGGUUUACUCUCUUAGAAAAAGUUGAAAAUCAUAUAAUUAGUGUGUAAUAUCUGUAUCUGUAAUUAGAAGUUGUGAUGUACGUCAAAGUUUUAAAAAUUACAAGACUAAUGUAAUUGACUACUAAUA